Molecule: messenger RNA, 1446 nt
Organism: Schizosaccharomyces octosporus yFS286
Lineage: Eukaryota; Fungi; Ascomycota; Schizosaccharomycetes; Schizosaccharomycetales; Schizosaccharomycetaceae
Product: CAMK protein kinase Ppk27
Exons: 1
Coding region: 131-1354 (407 amino acids)
Biological process (GO): mitotic DNA damage checkpoint signaling; protein phosphorylation
Cellular component (GO): nucleus
Molecular function (GO): ATP binding; protein serine/threonine kinase activity
Source: RefSeq, a predicted model, not a curated record
GUGAUAUAAAACGUAACUAUCUUUGUUAUAAAUUACUCAUUGACGUACUUCAAACUUCUAUCUUUAACUAGUGUACAUAUUUACUUCAGUUGUUUGGAAACCUAUAAAAGUAUCAAAAUAAUGUGAAUUGAUGUUUCAGGAUAAUAAUUUUUUGGAUAAUAAUGAACAAAGUCAACAGAAAAUUACUGAAAAGCCACAGUUUUUGCGACCCGUCAAGUAUUCAAACGCCAAUACAAGCAAUUCCUCCAAAAGAGCUUUAAUUGAGGAAACAAAUAUACAAAGGGAUAAUUUACUAUCAAGUUAUUCGCGUCUUUUUGAAUUAGAAGUGAAUUCCGUAUUAUAUCCAAGCAAUCAUAAAUUUUUUUACAGCCUACCAACUGAAUCCGAAACUGGGCUUGUUUAUAAAUAUGAUCCACAUAUUGAAUUGGAUUGGAUGAUUAAAAAGCAACUACCUUCAGGUCAUCAAAGGGACGUCUUUCUAGUUACAAGUUCAAAAGAUUCCUCCGAAAGGCAACCUCUUAUAGUAAAAAAGCUAUUGUGCAAUUCCAAGCCCAAAAUUUUAUCUACUUCUUUCAAAGGGUUUUUACAAGAAAUUAAGGUAUUGUCUUCUUUACGGCAUCGUGGAAUUGUUAACCUCAUCAAUUAUUAUCUUUCUCCGUCAGAUAUUCUAUUAGCAGAAUCAUUCUAUGAAGGAGGUGACCUUUAUGAAUGCACCAGAUUCAACUAUUCAAGUUUUUCUCCAAAUUUUGUAGCUAGGAUCUUUGGUGAAAUCGUUCAGGCUGUCGCUUUUUUGCACGAUCAACUUCUUGUGCACCGUGAUCUAAAGCUGGAAAAUAUUUUAUUAACUAAAAAAUAUAAAGAGCUUAAGGGUGCUGAAGAUUUGAAGUCUUUCCGGUUUCCGUUAAUCAAAGUUUCUGAUUUUGAAUUCUCUAAAUUUGUCGAUAAAGAAAAUCAUAUUGUACAAUCCGAGUACGGAAGCCCAGAAUACGCAGCACCGGAAGUUUACCUUGGUAUUGCCCAUGACGGAUAUAAAGCUGAUUGCUGGUCACUGGGUAUCCUUUUAUUUGCAAUGAUGGAGGGCCGCUUGCCUUUUGACGCUGUGCCGCCCUUUGAAGAUGAACCUCAGGUACGUAUCAAAAGAUAUGUUCAAAGGUUGGUUCGUCUUAGUUAUAGUUGGAUUCGUUGUAAACCAUUGGAAGAACAGGAGCAUGAAGUUGCUGGAUGUUCCAUUACUCGUUUGGAUACAUGGAUUGAAGCACGCGCUUUAGUUCAAUCAUUACUUAUACAUAGGGAUAGUCGCCCUUACUCUGAAGAACUACUAAGGAAUUCAUGGAUUAAUGAUAAUUUCAAGUAACCUGUAGUUUCAUUAAAUAAUACGACGUUACGCUCUAGAUACUUAAUUGUUACUAUUGUAAAACUCUACAUUUACAACAUUCAAUAACUGCC